This is a messenger RNA of Coregonus clupeaformis (lake whitefish), 3370 nucleotides long. RefSeq names its product NIMA-related kinase 2 (gene nek2). Gene Ontology annotation, biological process: protein phosphorylation. Gene Ontology annotation, molecular function: ATP binding; protein kinase activity. The record is from RefSeq and is a predicted model, not a curated record. Lineage: Eukaryota; Metazoa; Chordata; Actinopteri; Salmoniformes; Salmonidae. Bases 268 to 1608 code for a protein of 446 amino acids. The transcript is spliced from 9 exons.
GAAACCAGCGUCAGCAAUCCUUGCUUGUGGUAUCAAAACAGAACACGUUGUUUUGACAAGUAGUUAGCUAGCUUAUCAAUACGUUAUCGAAGAGAUAUAGCCAGCAUCUACUAACGUUAUUUCAACAAAGAAAACGUCCAGAAUAGUCGUCAUUGCGAGAGCACACGUUUUUGCUCUCCUUCGCUAACCAGCUGCUUUAGCUACCUUGCAUUGCAACCUUUGGAUUUAGCUAACUAGUUAGAUACAAGUAACGUUCGCUACGACAAAAUGCCAUCUCGUGUUGAGGAUUAUGAGGUGUUGUAUACCAUAGGGUCAGGAUCUUACGGCAAAUGUCAGAAAAUACGGAGGAAAUCUGAUGCGAAGAUUCUAGUUUGGAAGGAGUUGGACUACGGCACAAUGGCUGAGAGCGAGAAGCAGAUGCUGGUGUCAGAGGUCAAUCUCCUGCGUGAACUGAAGCAUCCAAACAUUGUGAGAUAUUAUGACCGCAUCAUUGACCGGACCAACACCACACUGUACAUCGUUAUGGAGCAUUGUGAAGGCGGCGACCUCUCCAGCCUCAUCACCAGAUGCAUCAAAGAAAGGCGUUACUUGGAGGAGGAAUUCAUCAUGCGAGUCAUGGCACAGCUCACUCUUGCCCUGAAGGACUGCCAUCGCCGGAGCGAUGGUGGGGCCACAGUGCUGCACAGAGAUCUUAAGCCCGCCAAUAUCUUCCUGGAUGUCAAGCAGAAUGUCAAGCUUGGCGACUUUGGUCUUGCACGAAUCCUGAACCAUGAUACCAGUUUCGCUAAGACUUUCGUCGGGACCCCAUACUACAUGUCUCCUGAACAAAUGAAUCGCAUGUCCUACAAUGAGAAAUCGGAUAUUUGGUCCCUGGGGUGCUUGUUGUACGAACUCUGUGCCUUAUCGCCUCCUUUCACGGCUUAUAACCAAAAAGAGCUGGCAGAGAAGAUCCGAGAGGGAAAGUUUAGGAGAAUCCCCUACCGGUAUUCAGAGGAGCUGAAUACACUCCUGUCCAGAAUGCUCCAUUUAAAGGACUACCUGAGGCCCUCAGUUGAGUCCAUUCUCCAGAGCAGCCUGUUGGUGGACCUGGUCGCCGAUGAGCAGAGGCGGGCGCAGGCAAGACACCGGAGGAGGUCGGCCGAUCCAGAGAAACCAAAGCCUGCAGAGUCUUCAACCACUCCUACCAUUGCAGUACUGAGGCUGAAGGAGCGGGUGCUAUGGCACAGGGAGAAGGCCCUGAAGGAGCGCGAGGAGAGGCUCGAGCAGCGGGAGCAGGAGCUUUGUGUUCGUGAGAGACUAUCAAAUGAGAAGCUUGCCAGAGCGGAGAGUUUGUUGAAGAGCUACAACUUGGUGAAACAGCAGAAGGCCCUGCCACCGCUCUCUUCCAAUGAAAUGGAUGAGGGAGAGGAGAACGUCUCCCCUGGAAAGAAGGUCCAUUUUGCCGGAGAAAGCAAAGAGAACCAGAGGCCCGAUCAGAAGCAGAGUGUGAAGAGCCAGGAGCUGAGGCUGAAGAAGAGGCUGCAGGCAGCCAACAUGCGGGCCCAGACCCUGGGGGAGGUGGCGAGGCACUACCAGCUGAAGAGCUGGCAGAUCCUAGGCAUCCGCUAGCCCCCAAAGCGUCUGCUGCAUAGGGCCUGACUAUCAGUGUCAUGUGGAUGGAUGACUAGAUAGUUGUCUUAGGUGUGUCCCAGAAGUUGCAGGCUCUGCUUUAGUGUUCCUGACUAACAUUAGAGAGUUUCAGAGCUAUUGAAGCUAGCGAUCCAUACCCUUUAGAGAAAAUAUGUAGCUUUAAUUUAUUUGUAUUAUGGUGAGUGAUUUGUACUGUUGUAAAAUUGCCAAAUUUUGGAUGCCAGAUAUCUGUUUUUAGUGGUGUUUGUGUUUUUUCAACCUUAACAUUUCAAAUGUCUUGUUGAUACACAGAAUUGCACUGAAGUUAUGAUUUGUGAAUGUGAUUUAUAACCACUAUGUACAUACUGUAUGGUGGCAUUAAAUAUAUUUAAAGGGCAAUGUUAGUACGUUAUCUGAAGAUGUAUAAAUAGAUGUACACUCCCACAUACACUUCUCUUCUGGAAAUAUGUAAAUGUUUUGCAAAUAUGAUAUUGGGAUGGGUUGGCAAACUUUGAGGCUGUUGUUUUCUGUUAAAAACAGGCACUGGUGACCUUCAACAAAUGUCUGUUUGGGCAGGUCCACUUUCUGUUUAACUGUCAACUGAUUGACCUUUGUCCUUAAUGCUUUAUUGUUCCUUUGCCCUUGAAUUGUCUCCUAUUCAUCUAAAAUUGGCAUCAUGUACUUUAUUUUGGUUUUGGCAGUAUAAAAAUAUAUAAUAAUGUAUGCACUCACUAACUGUAAGUCGCUCUGGAUAAGAGUGUCUGUUAAAUGACUCAAAAAAAAUAUAUAGUGAAUCCUGUGAAUGUGUGAGGGCCUAGCAUUAAAAGUUGUUCAAGCUAUUGAAGUAAUUGCCAGGACAUUUUACCUCUCAAAGAUGUUUGAACAGAUGGUUAAAUAAUACGUCGAUUUUCAUUUAUACCGAUAGUCUAGUUGGCCAAGUCUUUUCAGUUUGUAAGUGCUUGACAAGCAAGUAGUCUAACCUAAUGUAUUUUGGAUGGAUACCAUUUUGUUACCACACAGAAAUAAGAUUAGGGAGAUGCUACACGCUAUCCUAAGGAAUGACGAGUCAGAAUAUUGGAUGAGUUCCCAGUUCAUUCCAAACGAUGACGUUGAUACGUUUGCAUUACGCAAUGUGGCUACAUAGCAACGCUGGGCUCCGGUCACGUGAAACGGGUGUAAAAAUUGACCAACCAAAUUCGACUUUAUCUCUAACAACCAAUAGCAAAAGACCAGGGCGUUCCUCUAGUUAUGCGUAGAAAGUGGAAACUUAAGCAGCUCGGGUGCAAAGUUCUAUGCUGCGUUCACAUCAUGUCUGAAAUUCAGAACCUCCGAGUUAAAAUGAACAAGUUAUUUGCGUAGAGCUUCCUAUUGGUUGAUUGUGAUACUUGCCAAGUGGUAAACUUUGAAUAAUUUUUCUACAACAAGCAAGUCAAACAUUUCUGAGUUUCCGACAUGACAGGAACGUGGCAUUACUUUCUGACAACUGAUUGACCUUUGUCCUUGCUUUAUUGUUCCUUUGCCCUUGAAUUGUCUCUUAUUCAUCUGAAAUUGACAUCAUGUACUUUAUUUUGGUUGCAUGAUGAAGUUCAACUCUUGGUAUGCAUGUUUCUAAACUUCAUUUACAUUUUUGAUUACAUUUUUCACAUAAGCAGUUUGCAUAUACAUUUGGCCAUGUAAAUUAUGUGGGAACAUAACGUAGUGAAUGUCCUCUUGUAAACAUUAAAGGCAGAUGUAAUCAGAGUGAUUACUGUCGCAGAAUGUA